GUUUGGGAGCAGUAUCCGUCAGCAUUCGAAUUCAACGAUUUUUACCUGCGUUUUCUUGCCUAUCACUCCACCUCGGCAUGCUUUCGUACGUUUCUGCUUGACUCGGAGGCGGAACGAAUCAAGUUUGAUUCAAUUGCUUUAUCGGCCGGAGAACCGCGUACUGCAUCAAUAUGGACAUAUAUUGAUGAGAAACGCAUUGGGUACACUUAA
Gongylonema pulchrum is the source of this 210-nucleotide messenger RNA. The record is from the annotation of a GenBank genome assembly. NCBI's taxonomy places the organism in Eukaryota, Metazoa, Nematoda, Chromadorea, Rhabditida, Gongylonematidae.